AUGUCCGACUCCAUCAUCUCGGUCGAGUACUCCGGCCGCCUGGCCACCAUCACCAUCGACAACGACAAGAAGCUCAACGCCCUCGACCAGAUGGGCUACUACGAGAUCGCCCGCCUGCUGCGCGAGAUCGCCACCCACGACGAGGUCUACAUCACCCUCCUGACGGCCAAGGGCCGCUACUUCUCGGCCGGCGCCGACGUCUCGUCCAUCAACAACAACCCCCCGGCCGGCCUCGGCAAGGACACCCACCUCCACUGGCUCCGCUCCUUCGUCGCCCUCAACCUCAACGUCACCCAGGCCUUCUACAGCCACCCCAAGAUCCUCGUCGCGGGGCUCAACGGGCCCGCCAUCGGCCUGUCGGCCGCCCUCGUCGCCUUCGCCGACUUUGUCUACUGCACGCCCCAGACCUUCCUGCUGACGCCCUUCUCCUCGCUCGGCCUCGUCGCCGAGGGCGGCGCCUCGCGCGCGCUCGUCCAGCGCCUCGGCAUCUCCAAGGCCAACGAGGCCCUCAUCAUGAGCAAGCGCAUCUCGGCCGACGAGCUGGUGCAGACGGGCUUCGUCAACAGGUGCUUCGCCGAGUGCGGCCGCGGCGAGGACGAGAAAUUCCGCCGGCUCGUGCGCCGCGAGAUCGACGAGCGCCUCGGCGAGCACCUCAUCGGCGACAGCCUGACCGGCAUCAAGAAGCUCAUCCGCCGGCCCGAGAUGGACACCAUGGACCUGCAGAACGUCAACGAGGUCUUUGCCGGCCUCGGCCGCUUCAUGAGCGGCGUGCCGCAGGAGGAGUUCCGCAAGAUUGCCUCGGGGGAGAAGAGGCAUAAGCUCUGCGUCCUCCAGCCCCGAUUUUGCGGCGAUUUGCUGCUCCAGAUCCUUGAACUGGUCGUUGGCUGUUGCACCAGGCACCGCAAGGCAGUUUUCGAGGUAGAGAAUGUCAAAGAGCCACUGUAUCAACAGAUCUUUCUGAAGAUCCCGUUCUUCUGUAGCCGGCUGGGACUUCGUGGCCGCAGCGGACUCUUCCCCCGCGGCAUCCUCGUCGCCAUCUUGCUCCUCGCCAUCUGUCUUCUCGGGUUCUUCCUCGUCGCCUUCCUUUGGCUUUUCCUCCUCGGCACCUUGCGCGGACUUGUCACCAUUCUGCGCCGGCUCCUUCUCGAUCGCCUGCAGGGCCUCGAGCCACGCCUCGCUCAGCAGCUUCCGCAGCUGCCUCCUGAGCACGAGGAGGGCCGCGGGGCUCCAGAGGUCGAUGCCCGCGUCGCCCAGCGAGGCGCAGAGGUCGCGCAGGAACUUGAACGCGCCCGGGGACGGGGAGGCCGGCAGCGCCGGCUCGCCCUCCCACAGCGCCCGGCCCACGACGGCCCUGCGCGCCAGCGCGGACGUGGCGAACUCGUCCACGGGGGAGAUGAUGACCGCGGCCGCGAUCGUCUCGUGCAGCGAGGGCACGGCGGCCAGGCCGAAGGGCCUGACGGCGUCCAGCUGCGGCAGCCUGCUCCUGAUGUCCCGCAGGACGCGCAGGAAGUACAUGGCGAUGUGGCCGCGCGAGGCGUGGUCCUUGUGCGCGCCCCAUCGCUCGGACAGCUGCUCCUCGAGCUCCGAGAACGCCUUGACGAGAGACUCGUCGAGGCGCGUGUGCAGCGUCUGAGGGUCGUCCCUGCUGAGCAGCUGCUGCCGCUGCUCGAUCGUUUCCUCGUCCUCGAUCUCGUCCACGUCGUUCUCCCACCGCUGCCGCCUCAGCUGCGCCACGACCUCGCCUACGUCGUCAAUGACGCGGUACCAGGACUUGUAGCUCGAGACCGCCUUCGACACGGCGUCGCUGCGGCCGUGGAGGCGAGCGAUGACGUCCUGCGCGAAGUGUGCCGCGCCGUUGGCCAGGUCCAUGUCCAGGCCGGUGUCGUCCCACAGAGAAUCGUGCUUGUCCGUGAUGUCCUCCCGCCAAGCUUCCAGCGUCGCGGCGACUUCCGAGCCCACGAGGCGGAGCUUGUUGACUUUGGUGCUCAGGACCUUGAGCAUGUGGCUGUUGAUGGCUUCUCGCAGCCCGUCCAACAUGACCGAUGGGUCGAAGCCGCGCGCCCGUCCGCCGUCCCGGAUCCAGAGCUGGAGGACAUUGGUGCGCAGUUCCACGACGGCCUUGAACUCGGACAGCUUCUCCAACGCCUUCCCCAGGCCCUGCAUGAGCACUUGGCUGUUCUCCGCGGCCCAGUCGGUCAGCAUUUUCUUCGCCUGGCUGCCGUCCAGAUCGUCGUGCCGGAUGUACGGCUUGAAGUACUGGAUCUCGUCGCCGCACCAGCGCUCGUAGAUGUCGAGUCUCAGGGCCUCCACGUCUCGCAGCGCGUGGUCGUUGAGCAGAUCGUCUUUCUUCAAGCCCAGGAGUGCAUCGCUCAAUUUGCUUGGGACCAGCGCCUGGACGUCGAGAAGGGUCCGCGUGUAGAGCUCGAGGCCUCUGAAGACGUCCUGGGGAGUGCUCUGCCUCUCGCCGUCGGCGUCCUGGAAGGCAUAGGCCAUGGCCUGCUUCCUGACCUGCAGAAAGUGCCUCAGCACAUCGCGGGCCCCAGAGCUGUUGGCCAGGCUGUAGGCGCACAGGGCCUUGAGCACGUCUCCGCGAUCGGCGGCGCCCUCUCCGGCCCUCUCCAGCACCUUGUCGAUGCUCCUCAGCACUCUCCUCCGCAGGCUCGCCAUCCUCUUCAGCGACGCCUCGACCGACGCCGCAACCUCCCUCGCCAUGGCGUCGCCCUCCUUGCCGAGGCUGCUCCCCAGAAGGCGGCUCAGGACCACCAACUUCGCCGCAAGGACAAGCCUAUCGCCUCGACUCAGCUCCGCGCCGCCGCCGCCGUUGUUGCCCCCCCUCAGCGCCCUCUCCACGACGAGCACGCACGCCUCGAGGAGCCUCGCCCGGGCAACGAGCCCCGCAUCCUUCAGGGGUGGCCUACCGCCGCCGCCGCCGCCACCCGCCCUCCCGCUAUUCGUCCUCGUGCCCGCGUCCUCCGCCACGAAGCUCGCCAGCGCGCCGACCUUGCCGCCCACGACGGCGCGCCCGCACCGGCCGCCCGCGCGCGCCAGCCCGGCCUGCACGGCCUCCAUGUCCCUGCGCAUGGCGACUAUCGAGUCCGCCGUGCCGAGGAGCUCGCGGUAGGAGCCGCCCACCUGCGUGCGCAGGCGGGCGGCCUUGUCGUCGACCUGCAGGUGCAGGGCCUUGUGGAUGGCGCGGAUCUGGGGCAGGGUGUGGUUCGAGGAGAAGAUCUGGGCCGAGGAGGCGAAGAGGCUUGUGUCGGGGGCUGA
Thyridium curvatum is the source of this 3267-nucleotide messenger RNA. RefSeq lists its product as uncharacterized. The transcript is spliced from 3 exons. Gene Ontology annotation, biological process: fatty acid beta-oxidation. The coding region runs from base 1 to 3267 and encodes 1088 amino acids. Gene Ontology annotation, cellular component: peroxisomal matrix. The record is from RefSeq and is a predicted model, not a curated record. Lineage: Eukaryota; Fungi; Ascomycota; Sordariomycetes; Thyridiales; Thyridiaceae.